GCAGAGCAAGAUGGAGGACAGUGUGACAGAAGUGACGCGUUAACGGGGAAGAAGAAGAAGAGUCCGGUUCUCCUGGACCCGGGACCCAGCUGGACUUCAGCGACCAGGACCGCGACAAGGCCGGGAUGAAGGAGGAGAACCAGGACCCGGGUUUCAUGGACCCGGAUCCCGAGAAGACAUGGAUGAAGGAGGAGGACCAGGACCCGGACUUCAUAGACCCAGACCACUACGAGAUUGUGAUGAAGGAGGAGAACCAGGACCCGGAAUUCCCCGACCAGACAUGGACUGAGGAGGAGAAUCAGGAACCAGACUCCUACAACAUCGUGAUCAAGGAGGAGAACCAGUACCCGGAUUUAAUUGAACAGACUGGGAUCAAGGAGGAGAACCAGGACCCGGGUUUCACCGAGCAGACCGGGCUGGAGGAGGAGAACCAGGACCCGGGUUUCAACGAGCAGACUGGGCUGGAGGAGGAGAACCAGGACCAGGGUUUCACCGAGCAGACCGGGCUGGAGGAGGAGAACCAGGACCAAGGUUUCACCGAGCAGACCGGGCUGGAGGAGGAGAACCAGGACCAGGGUUUCACCGAGCAGACCGGACUGGAAGAGGAGAAGAAGGACCCGGGUUUGACCGAGCAGACCGGGCUGGAGGAGGAGAACCAGGACCCGGGUUUCACCGAGCAGACCGGGCAGGAGGAGGAGAACCAGGACCCGGGUUUCACCGAGCAGACCGGGCUGGAGGUGGAGAACCAGGACCCGGGUUUCACCGAGCAGACCGGGCUGGAGGAGGAGAACCAGGACCCGGGUUUCACCGAGCAGACCGGGCAGGAGGAGGAGAACCAGGACCCGGGUUUCACCGAGCAGACCGGGCUGGAGGAGGAGAACCAGGAGCAGGGAACUGAGCCUGAACACGGUCUAGAGGAACAGAGUCACACAACUGUCCGUCACAUCAGACAGGAGAAGAGCAGCUGUGGCGAGUGCGAGGACACGUUCACAUCUUCCGGUGGUUUAAAGAUCCACCUCCGCACGGCUCACGGUGGAGAGAGACGGUACAGCUGUGACCAGUGUGAGGACACGUUCACCAACUCCAGCUGUUUAAAAACGCACCGACACGUCCACACCGGAGAGAAACCGUACAGCUGUGAGGAGUGUGGGAAAACCUUCAGGGCUUUGAGCACGGCGAGGAUCCAUCAGCUGAUUCACAGCGGGGAGAAACCGCACCACUGUGAGGAGUGUGGGAAAUCCUUUCUGACCUCAAACAGACUUAAAACUCACAGACGCAUCCACACCGGGGACAAACCGUACAUGUGUGAACAGUGCGGUAAAAGCUUCACCAGGUCCAGUUACCUGACGAUCCACCAGCGCGUCCACACCGGGGAGCGGCCGUACAGCUGCGGCGAGUGCGGGGCAGCGUUCAGCACGUCACAUGGUCUAAAGAUCCACGAGCGCAGCCACACCGGGGAGAGGCCGUACGGCUGUGAGCAGUGUGGGGCGUGCUUCACCACGCCCACCGCUCUGAAAGGUCAUAAACGCCGGCACAGCGGGGAGAAGCUGUACAGCUGCACCCAGUGUGGGAAAGCUUUCACAGCGCUGGGUCAUCUGAUAAACCACCGCCGUCUCCACAGCGGAGAGAAACCGUACAACUGCGAUCUCUGUACGAAGUCUUUCGUGACUUCAACUCAGCUACAAACUCAUCGACGCAGCCACACCGGGGAGAGGCCGUACGGCUGCGACCAGUGUGGGAAGAGCUUCAGCAGGUCAGGGGAUCUGAAAAGCCACAAACGCAUUCACAGCGGAGACCGACCGUACAGCUGCGACCAGUGUGGGGCAGCGUUCAGCAGGUCGGACGUCCUGAAGACACACAGACGUGUUCACACCGGAGAGAGACCGUUCAGCUGCGAUGAGUGUGGGGCCAGUUUCACCAGAGCAGAUCAUCUGAAGAUCCACAGGCGGGAUCACACCGGGGAGAAACCGUACGGCUGCGACCUUUGUGACAAAUCAUUCGCGUCUUCGAAACAACUACGUGUCCAUCAGAGGAGUCACAGCGCCGAGUCCAACCCAGAUUAAAAUCCCUCCACCGUGUUCACGUGUCGGUUCUGGUUCCAUGGACUCGAUGGUUCAGAGACUCAUGGUCUUCAUCAUGUGGAGCAUGAUGGUUAAAGUGCUGGUAGCCAAUGAGGAGGCUCCACCUAACUGACGGGCUCAUGAAUUACACAUAUGCAAGCAUACAUUCGAUCAACAUAGAAAGUUUGUCCUCGAUUUAUUCAAAUGCUGAGUGAAACAGACAAACAAAGCUUCUGAGGAGCUGCGUCUGGAAGUAGUUCUGUCUCUACACUGUAGAUCACAACCUUUUUUCUGUUUGUGAAUUGAAUAACUUUCCAUUUCCAUCAUGUUUGAUGCAAACUAACCGAAACUGAAAUAGACAUUGGUCGAUUCUGUUCAUACAGGAAAUGUGACCACCGCACUGAGUCUUCUAAUGUUUGAAUCCUCUGUGAUAAAUAAAGUCUUUUUA
Messenger RNA from Platichthys flesus (European flounder), 2508 nucleotides. RefSeq names its product zinc finger protein ZFP2-like. The transcript has 2 exons. The record is from RefSeq and is a predicted model, not a curated record. NCBI's taxonomy places the organism in Eukaryota, Metazoa, Chordata, Actinopteri, Pleuronectiformes, Pleuronectidae. Bases 126 to 2063 code for a protein of 645 amino acids.